Oryzias melastigma (Indian medaka) is the source of this 1101-nucleotide messenger RNA. RefSeq names its product myb/SANT-like DNA-binding domain-containing protein 4. The coding region runs from base 270 to 1091 and encodes 273 amino acids. NCBI's taxonomy places the organism in Eukaryota, Metazoa, Chordata, Actinopteri, Beloniformes, Adrianichthyidae. The transcript has 3 exons. The record is from RefSeq and is a predicted model, not a curated record.
GAUUUUUCCCUCAAAAGAACAAAAGCCUUUCGUUUUGCCUUAAACGGGUUGCUUCGAUUACUAUUUCUUAUUGAAUCAACAUUAAAUAUGACAAAAAAGCAAUAUUUUAAUUGUUUUAUUUUGAAUAAGGUCGAGUAUAAAGGAAAAGAACAUAAGAAAGAACUAAUCUGAAAUGAUGCUAUAUUUCAAGUGUUAAGGGAUAGUCGUCUUGAGCAAAAUCUAAUGCCUUUUCCGUCUUGAGUUUCUAUUUUGUUUGAUGCGUGGUUUUAAUGGUUGUUGUUAUGUGUUUUUCUUCAACACAAAUGACUUCAAAGCAGGAGAAGAGCUUGACCAGCAGGAAGAGAAAACCCAACUGGACCGACGAGGAGAGCCUUCUUCUGGCUCAGCUGAUUCAGAAAAAGCAGAACAUAGUCAGAGGGAAGCCAAGCACCGGAGUGUAUUUUCAAGACAAGAGGCUUGCCUGGAAGGAGAUAGUCCAAGCCAUUAAUGAGGCUUUUCCACAUGUUCAGCGCACAGUUCACGACUGCAACAAAAAAUGGGAAAACCUUCUUGCAAAGGCAAGGGUGGAAAUUAAGCGACAGUCUAAUAAAGAAGAAGAGAUGUUAUUUGAGAAGCUCAGUGCCGUAACACAGAUAGUUAUUUCUGUGCUGAACCUCCCAGAGAAGAAAGUGCAGAAAACCAAGAAGAUUUACCACAAAGUGAUAUAUGACAGCACAAAUAAGAGUGAUGAUGGUAAGUCCACAGCUGAGGAUAUCACAAGCAAGCAGGCACUGAUAGAGGUCGAACUGUCAGAUCCGGAGCUGGAUCCAGAUCCAAGCAUCACUCCGGAACACGAAACGGCCUCGACAAACGCUCCCAACUCCCCAGCAAGGCAGCCGGGUAGUCCUGAUGCUGAAGUCCUCAGCGAUUCGGAUGUCCAAAGCCCCUGUUCCUCCUCUUCCUCACCACCGCGCAGACCUGCUGCUCAGCAGGAGAAAUUUGAUCUGGAAAUGUCUGUACUGAGAAGACAAGACAAAAUUCUCAGGCUGCAGGAGGAGUAUUACACACUUAAAAUAAAGCUGCUGAAGAGUAAAAUCAAAGAACUCUCUUAAGAAAACUGAA